Messenger RNA from Larimichthys crocea (large yellow croaker), 2651 nucleotides. RefSeq names its product zinc finger protein 362a (gene znf362a). Gene Ontology annotation, molecular function: RNA polymerase II cis-regulatory region sequence-specific DNA binding; DNA-binding transcription factor activity, RNA polymerase II-specific. Lineage: Eukaryota; Metazoa; Chordata; Actinopteri; Sciaenidae. Gene Ontology annotation, cellular component: transcription regulator complex; chromatin; PcG protein complex. The transcript has 10 exons. Gene Ontology annotation, biological process: regulation of transcription by RNA polymerase II. The coding region runs from base 144 to 1478 and encodes 444 amino acids. The record is from RefSeq and is a predicted model, not a curated record.
AAAAAAAAAAAAAAAAAAAGCAUCUUAAAGCUUCUUCUUCUUCUUUUGGGUUUUUUGAACGGAGGAAUAAUUCAGCACAGCAGCAGUGAUGAAGCUGAAAUAUUGAGAUUUGAAAAUAGUUUGCUGCCUGCACAUCACUGUGGAUGGCUGAACCUCGCUUUAACAGUCCCUAUUUUUGGCCUCCGCCUACUGCUAUGCCUGGCCAGCUGGAUAACCUAGUCUUGAUCAAUAAAAUCAAGGAGCAGCUGAUGGCAGAGAAGAUCCGACCACCCCAUAUGCCCCCUGCCUCAGCCCCUUCCCAACAGCCUCUACUGGCUCCCACCAGCCAGGCGGAUGGCGUCCAGCACGGGAUGUCCAAAGCCCAGCAGAUGCCGAUUCUCCACAGCCACAGCCCUUCUCAGCCUGACAUCGCCCUGCACGCCCGUCCCGCCUCCAGCUCAGUCACAGGUCGUAUUCUGGGGGAUGUGAAUCUGAAUCUGGACGAAAAGGCAGCUAUAAAAGCCAGAGGAUUAUGGGAAGACUGGCAUCUGCGUCAACUUAUAGACCAUCCUUCCAGGACAAACCAUGUCUCAGGAGUCGCACUGGCAUCCAGAACAGGCAACCUCAACACCUCAGAGAUCAUCACCCCGACCACACCCACCUCAAGUAGCCACAGUCGGCUGGGAGGAGCCCCAACACCACACUUCAUCUCAGGGUUAGCCUGCGGUCACGGGAUGGAGCCUGGGAAAAACAACGGUGGCCUUGUUGGACUCCUAGGCCCUCCUCCAAAGGAGGAACGAGGCCGUAAGAAGAUCAAAGCGGAGAAUGGGUCUUCUCUUUUGGUGGUGCCCUACCCAAUUUUAGCCUCAGGCAAUGACUGUGUCACCAUCACUGCCAAAGAGGGUAAAACAUACAGGUGUAAAGUUUGUCCCCUGACCUUCUUCUCCAAGUCAGACAUGCAGAUUCACUCCAAAACGCACACAGAGGCAAAGGCUCACAAGUGUCCUCACUGCACUAAGACCUUUGCGAACGCAUCAUAUCUGGCCCAGCACCUGCGCAUACACCUGAACGUCAAACCUUACCGCUGCUCCUACUGUGAGAAAUGUUUUCGCCAGCUUUCCCAUCUGCAGCAGCACACCAGAAUCCAUACAGGGGAUCGGCCAUACAAAUGCGCCCAUCCCGGAUGUGAAAAGGCUUUUACACAGCUGUCUAAUCUGCAGUCUCACCAGAGGCAGCACAACAAAGACAAGCCCUUCAAAUGUUCCAACUGUUACCGUGCCUAUUCAGACUCUGCCUCGCUGCAGAUCCACAUGUCUGCACACGCUAUCAAAAACGCCAAGGCCUACUGCUGCAGCAUGUGCGGCAGAGCGUACACCUCUGAGACGUACCUCAUGAAGCACAUGUCCAAACAUACAAUGGUGAACCAUUUGAUUUCCCAUCACUCCCCUCAGCACAGGACAGAGUCUCCUACCAUCCCUAUACGGAUCGCCCUCAUCUGAGCUCAACACCCCGUCUCCUGCCCUCCCAUUAGAGACGUUUCCUGUGAUAUCUGCGCUCAUCUGUUGGACUUUGGACCCAUUAACGGGUUUUAAAAAAUGUGCCAGAUUGUACAAGAAUCUUGUGAAGAGGUGCUCUUUUGACGAGUAUAUCCUCAUUUCCUUUUUUUUUUUUUUUUUUUUUGCUGACCAGAUAAGUAUUAUCGGGGACAUCCAAAGAUGACUUCUCAGCACUUUCAGGCCUGGAAAUGACUGGCCUAAAAAAAAAUUCUUUUUCUAUGUGACUUCACAGAAAAAAAAAAUGCUCCAGGCAGCUACAUGGAAAAACUUUUUGUGUUACAAGAGAUUACAUUGUCCUUUUUUAUAUGGUCCUUUUACUUUCUUUACUCAAGUCUUUGCAAAACAAAACAUAUAUUUGCAUCAGAAAUAGUCUUCCGUUAGCUGGGUUGCCAAGUGAACAUAAAGGUGAAUGCUUAUAUAAAGUGUAUUCAUGUAUAUCGUGCCACUUUUUAUGUCAGUGUUUGUAAUGUUUCACCGAUCACGUGGCUAUAACACGCACAUUAAUUGUUUUGUUACAGUCAUAUUCAAUGAACUUCCUCUCCCCCUGAUGUGUGACUCAUAAUUAUAUGGACACAUUUUAUUUUAUUUCUAUAGUUUGUAAUGUUAUAAAAUAUGCUCAAAGCAGUCCAAAUAGCCCACAAGCCACUAAAGUUGAACUAAAACUUUUAACUGAUGCAAUGAAGAUGAGGACGUCCGCUUUCAGGUGUUGUGAGUAGAAAGAAAAACCCCUGAAAAUAUAAUUUAUAUUGACAUAUCUACGAAUAUGAUGUUAAUAUUAGGUCGAAUGAUGCUCUCAGCCAAAAGACUGAAGACCAGACCUCCACUCUGCUGCUGCUGCCACACAGACAGAUGAGCUCCUGUAUUAGGAAACAUUAAUGGGUUAUUAAUGUUUUUCAGCUCUAAUAUGUAACUAAGGCAUCACACGUCUUUGAAUACUCAUUUUGCCAUUGUUUUAUGAAUGAACACUUUCCAUUUUAUAUGCAUUUAAGCCUUAACUUUGUUACAACUCUAAGGUCCACCCUUGUGUUACAUUUUUUUUGUCAUAGCAUGAUGUAUACUGUAAAUAAACUAUAUUAACUGUCAACCCGUUUUAUAAUAAAUGAUUCUAUAAUUACU